Messenger RNA from Fonticula alba, 1026 nucleotides. RefSeq lists its product as hypothetical. The transcript has 2 exons. Lineage: Eukaryota; Rotosphaerida; Fonticulaceae. The record is from RefSeq and is a predicted model, not a curated record. Bases 1 to 1026 code for a protein of 341 amino acids.
AUGGUGGACAUGGAAAAUGAACACCCCCAAUGCUCAGCCGCCGCCACCGAUGGCGCUGAUGCCGCCUCCAACGUGGCUGCUGUUCCCAUUCACGACGAGUGGAUCGAGCCGGCCCCGGAUGCAGGGCGCGGCCGGCCGCAUGUUCCCCCUCUCCUCAAUGACUCCCUGGUCAAGACCAUCCGCGGCCUGGUGCGCGGGGCCUUCGCCCAGCAGGUGGUCGUGGUCGAGGAUGCCGACAGCCCGGCCGCCGCCGCCCCCGCCGAACCGCCCGUGCACAUCCUUCCCAUGCCGGAGGGCGACAGCACGCCGACCCCGGCCGAUCUGGACCCCCCGCGCCGGCCGGCCUUCCCUGGCCGGAAGAAGCAUCAUGCCUGGAAGCGGGCUGCCUCCUUCGCGGCCCUCGAGCAGGCCGACACCCACCACCGCCUCGGCGGCCAGCGGCACUUUGUCCGCCGCAGUGCCGACGAUACCUUCAUCGAGGACUUCCCCGCCGAGAGUGGCACCCUCCUGCCGGAUGACGUCCGCGACCAAUUCCGCGAGAGCCUGGGCAUGCUGGAGAAUGCCCUGGCCGACCCGGUCCUUACGUCCAUCAUCGCCAGUGUCAUGAUCACCCUCAUCAUCCUGUCUUUCAUUGUCGGCCGGGCGUCCGGCGUGUCGGCCGCGGCCACCUCCCGCCGCGACGCCAAGCUCGCGGCCGCCGCCGGCGGACGGGCCGGCGCCUCUGCCCCGCCCACGAUGAAGUGCUGCCGCAACCCGAUGUGCCUGCCGCUGAAGCUGUGCUGGCGCGCGGUCUGCGGCCCGAAGAAGAAGCCCACCCUCGGGCCUCGCUCGCGCUAUGGCACCCGCAGCGGUGCGGGCGCCUCGGCCGCGGCCGGCUCGGUCUGCGACUGUCCCAUGAAGCUCGAGACCGGCACCCAUGCCAAGAGCUGUGCCGUGCACAACAUGUCGUCCACCCUCUGCCCAGACACCGAGGCCUACAUGUACGACUCCGAACUUGAUAGCGACUACUCCGACGAUGACUAUUGA